Fusarium musae is the source of this 327-nucleotide messenger RNA. RefSeq lists its product as uncharacterized. The record is from RefSeq and is a predicted model, not a curated record. The transcript is spliced from 4 exons. The coding region runs from base 1 to 327 and encodes 108 amino acids. NCBI's taxonomy places the organism in Eukaryota, Fungi, Ascomycota, Sordariomycetes, Hypocreales, Nectriaceae.
AUGGUCCAGACAAUACUUGGAAAGCCAGCAGCCAUACAAAGAUCCUCGGGCACCACUUCAAUUGGCCAGCUGGAUGAGAAGUGCAGGGUUCACGGAAGUCGAGUCGAGACUCUUGACGUUGCCAAUGUGCGGCUGGUCGAGUGGUAUGUUGCUUUGAUGCCAGAGUGCCGAUCCAAUACCGAUAACGUGAACGAGCUAUUGUAUUCGCUAGCAUUAUACCCGUUUACGCAGUUUCUUGGGAUGACUUUCAGUGAUUUCCAACUCUUGAUAGCUCAAGCGAGGAGCGAAGCCAGCAACCCAGCAUUCAAGGCCUACUUUCCAGUGUAA